Molecule: messenger RNA, 919 nt
Organism: Microstroma glucosiphilum
Lineage: Eukaryota; Fungi; Basidiomycota; Exobasidiomycetes; Microstromatales; Microstromataceae
Exons: 3
Coding region: 425-901 (158 amino acids)
Biological process (GO): nucleosome assembly
Cellular component (GO): nucleosome
Molecular function (GO): DNA binding; structural constituent of chromatin
Source: RefSeq, a predicted model, not a curated record
CCUCGCCGGUGGAUGGAGCCAUUGGGUGUCGAAGCCGUCAGCAUCCGUUGACAAGGACGUGUCGAGGUGGACGAUGACCCCCGACACGCUAGAAACGGCAUCACGCCUCGCACACCCAAUGGAUCGUUCCACAACCUCGUGGAUCUGCGGUGCGCACUCUCCUGCCAUCCAAUGACGACCGACUUGAGCUCGCUAUCAUUGCAACUUGGCGCGAAAUCGCCCUCGUCGUCGUCGUCGUCCUUCGGAAGAGGAAAGCAAAUCCGCGGCCAGCCACGCGGCGCGCCGGCACCCCGACUUCACAACACAUUUUCACAUCUUUGUCACCGCCGCAAAGGACGAUGAUAAACGAAUCAUCGUCAUCAUCACUACUUGCUCGUUCUCAUCGCUGAUUCUUUUGCUCUCGUCAUCGUCAUCCACAGUCGACAUGAUCAAGCAGGUCAUCGUCGGUCGCCCCGAGGACGCCCGUACCGGUGUGAGCCGACAGACCAUCAAGAAGGAGCUGCCCCUCAAGUUCCCAAAGACCAAGACUCUCUCCGACUCUGCUUUUGCCAACCACGUCAACAAGGCCAUCGCAAGGGGUGUCGAGACUGGUAGCCUCACCCAGGCCAAGAACAACGGCAAGGUCAAGCUCGCCGCCAAGGAGAAGAAGGCCCCCGCCGCAAAGAAGCCCGCUGCCGCAAAGAAGGCACCCUCGACUGCUGCUAAGAAGACUACCGCCGUGAAGAAGGCACCAUCGACUGCUGCCAAGAAGCCUGCUGCGAAGAAGGCUGCCACCCCCAAGACCAAGUCGUCGACCGCUGCCAAGGCUACCAAGCCUGCUGCCAAGAAGACUGCUGCCGCUGCUAAGCCCAAGGCCAAGGCUGCUGCACCUAAGACCAAGAAGGCCGUUGCCAAGAAGUAAAUCGACUUGCGCUACCGC